Symbiodinium sp. CCMP2592 is the source of this 2868-nucleotide messenger RNA. The record is from the annotation of a GenBank genome assembly. NCBI's taxonomy places the organism in Eukaryota, Dinophyceae, Suessiales, Symbiodiniaceae.
AUGGGGCGUGGCGGCAAAGGGCAAGGGCGUGCCUCUGGUGGGCAGCAGGACUAUGGUGGCUAUCGGCUGUGGAAGGGCGCCUAUUCCCCGUCCCAACGACCGUGGCGGAACAACCAGCCCGAGGAGACUUGGCAUGGCAAGCACGCCUUUCCAUCGUACACAGCCAUGCCACGCCCGACGCCCAAGGAGACGCACACCCACGCUGCAAUACCGGAGUUGAGUGUGCAAGGGAGCAUGGUCCACGAUCUGCAGGAACUGCUGAAUGGUGCAAGGCGUGCAGAGCAGAAGGUGGCCAGGAUUGUGCAGGCCAGGGACCGGGAACAGUCCCAGCAUCAGGAAUUCCAGAAGCAGAUGAAGGAGUCGUUCCUGAAGGAGAAGCAACGGUUUGCGAAGUCCGAGGCCCGCUUCGAGAAGGACAUCGCGGAUGCAGUGGAAGAGCAAAAUCGUGCCCGUAUGCUUGUGAGAAGUGCCUACCUUGGCAUCGAAGCGAUCCCGGUGGAAAGAGCACCAAGAGGCAGACUCACGAGAGAAGAGGCGGACCUGGCCUGGGACCAAGCACGCGAGGCAUGGGAGAAAGACGAGGGAAGCACUAUGGACGGUGUUUUCAAGAGAGCCAUGGAGCCCGGCCUUCCUCAUGGUGACCACGUCUCAGCUGGCGGAACCGGAAUGCGACCGGAGAUGCGAUCAAUGGUCAACUCUGUGGACACUGCGUGGGAGGCGGCGCGCAGUGCAGGAGCACACGACCACACCAGAGCGGACCCGAUGGAGAUCUACCCGAAGCUGGAGAGCCGGUGCCGAGCGAUGGAGACGAUCUCAAAUCGAGUGCAGCCGCUCCCGGAGACCAGUCAGUUCUUUCCUGCAUGGAAGACUCUGGUUGGCCCAGGAGGCUGGAGAGCAGACAGCCACAUGGGGCCGGCUGAUCUGCUUUCCGCUUCCUUGCUGCCGGUCGGAGGGAACUUUCUGUAUGAGACAAUUGACUUGGUCAUCCCCGAGCCUCCGCCCAUGGUGGACAAAGUGAAGGCUGUACAAAUCUGCUUUAGGUGCUACAAGAGCGGCUACUUCAUCCACUACGACCUUGGGCCCUGGCCUACGGUUUUAGCGUCUGAUGAUUUUGCUUUGUGGGAUGACACAUCCGCUGCCCUCGAAGCCGAGAUCGACGAGCCUGGAUGUGAUCUGGUUUGCUGGCUUCUCUCUGUUGGACAUGCCAUUGAAGAAGUCGAAAUCCGUCUCUCAGCACCUUCGAAUUUUGAUCAUUUGAUUGCCCGCGUUUUUGAAAACAGGGACCCAGUCAACAGCAGAGUGUAUCCUCUCUUGAAGGCGGUUGAGCCUCAACCUGCCGAUGCCCACCUGAUUUUGUUCUCCCUCCCAGGUUGGGCAAAUGAGGAACGUCUCGCAUGUUUCGACUUGACGGAAGUCGAUGGCAGGCUAUAUGCCGACUUGGUUCCUUACUCGGCCUCCAAGUCCCUGAUCCUCCGCCUAGCCGGGUUGAGCGAGGGCCCGGCUGUCGAUGUGUAUGUCGGCAGCAGCCCGGCUGCAAUGCUACCCGAUGAAGAAGUGGAGUUGCAAGUUGGCGGUCCCAGCAUGUGUGUAGUGCAUGACAGUGGGCAUCGCUGCAUUAGCUUUGCUGAUGACGACAGCUAUGGAGACGUCGCAACCAUUGCAGCCUCCUUUGGCUUGAACCCAGCAACCAUGCUCACCAGCCGAGUUCACCCUGUGCUACAUGAUGUUGCGCUUGAGGGGCGCCCUUGCAGUGAUGUGCUUGUGGUUUCUGCUCCUGAAGACCCCUCCACGAGCGCAUUCAACGAUGCGCUCACACUUGCAACUGUAGACUGUCGCGCCCUGCUCCAAGGGUGGUUCGCUGUCAUUGCCACGUCAGGCCGAACUCCUCGAGUUGAGGUUGAGGAAGUCCUGUCGACUUUUGCCCCUGCUGGCUGGAAGCUGCAUGUUGAGAAGUUCCCCCACAAAGGCGACGACGACGCUGAAGCCGCCGCAUCCGAUCACUUUGAAAGUGACGCGCCUUUCGCAACAGCGACAUUUUUUGUCUUUGCCCCGGAGUACGCUCCUGAGACCGUCCAUGAGCGACAACAUGCUGAGCUCCAUGCCGGAGAUUGCAUUUCCCUGGUUUUGGUCACGGCUGCCCCUUUUGUUGUGUCAUCCUUGACCGAUAGGCUGCAGGAUCCUUCAGGCUGGCGCCAAGACCCAGCGCUCCCUGUGCGUCGGGGAAGGUGGCUUCACUUGCUAACCGCCGAAGGAGACUCACGAAUACCCUUUGAUCCUGCCAGAAGGCGGUUUAUUCGCGAAGACAUUGCCCGGCACCUUGAGUUGGAAACCCAGUUUUUCCGUUUGCAGGUCGCCAGACCUCCCCUGCCUGAUUCGUAUGCCUACGGCAUGCUCAUGCACAACGUCAUCAUUGUUGACACGCUAGAAGCAGAAGCUGGCAACCCCCGACCUGUUCUAUAUAUCCUUGACCUGCGGCCCUUGACUUGUGGUCUCACAUGGAGACGGGCAGAGCGUGGACUCUUGUCAUCAGCUGAGCUGACUGAGCUGACCCGACGAAGCCAGCCUCAUUGCCCACCGGGGUUCUAUGUCACGGUUGUUGGUGGUACGCCAGUGACUGGUGACCCCGAGUUUGAUCUUUGUGUUCAGCCCGGCGAGGUCAUAGCUGUUGAGUUUGUUGCUUUGCCAGCUGACUCGGUGAUUGCUCAGCACGACCGUUCUGACAGCUCCGACUCAGAUUCUAGCUCCAGCACUGAUUCCGAGGACGCGGACUCCUCUGGAGACGACGACAGUGGCCAUGAUAGCCCUCUCGCGCCGCAACCGCAAGCGGCGCUGCAGCGCACGGCACGACAGAGACUCCAAAGAGCCUGA